Molecule: messenger RNA, 1075 nt
Organism: Penaeus monodon (black tiger shrimp)
Lineage: Eukaryota; Metazoa; Arthropoda; Malacostraca; Decapoda; Penaeidae
Product: U-scoloptoxin(01)-Cw1a-like
Exons: 4
Coding region: 179-613 (144 amino acids)
Cellular component (GO): extracellular region
Molecular function (GO): chitin binding
Source: RefSeq, a predicted model, not a curated record
UCCUCCUCCUCCUUUCUCGCCCCAUCCUCAUCCGCCAUCCCUCAAGGCGGCGCGGCGGGGGUAUAAAGAGGGAAGGGCGGACGGCUGUAGAAGCACUCGCGCCUCGGCAGCCUCGGCAGGAACGCCUCCUUCUUCCACGUGUGUUUCCUCGUCCUUUUUCCCCCCCGACGUCUUCGUCAUGAGCAAGAUUCUCGUCUUCGUGGUGGUGGGCGUGGUCUCGAUGGGCGUGGCCUCCGCCUUGCCCCGCCUCGUGAAGAGAGACUCCACCCCCUUCGCCUACGAGCUGCCCUCGAACGCCUCGCGGAUCGUCGGCAACAUCAACACGGGCUUCGACUGCUCCAACCUGGGCUACGGUUACUACGCCGACCAGGCCAACGGCUGCGCCAUCUUCCACAUCUGUCACCCGUACCAGGAUCCCGAAGGAAACUUCUUCACUAGGAUGUUCUCCUUCAUUUGCGGCGAAGGAACCAUCUUCGACCAGUCCACCCUCACCUGCAACUUCCCCGAGUACGCCCUGCCUUGCGAAGCCGCCUCCAGUUACUACAGCAUCAACGACUACUUCGGCAGAGAGGAUGUUCAAUUCCGCGAUGGUUCUGUUAACGGUAUAUUCUAAGAGGACUAAGCUACCCUCUCCCUUGAUCUAUUUCUCCAAGUGAGGAAAUAUGUAUAAGUUAGAGGUGUGUGUGUGAACGGCUUCUGGUAGAUUUUUUUUUCUCUUUCUUUUUCACUUAAAAACAUUCAGGAAGAGGAGGAGAAAGAGGAAGAGGAGGAGGAGGAGUAAGAGGAGGAGGAGGAGAAGAAGUGUGUGUGAACUUUUUUUUUUUUUUUAAUAUGAGAUCGUGGUAGAUUUUCUCUCUCUCUUUUUUCUUCCCUUGUCCCCUAAUAAAAUGUUUUCAUCUUUUUCACUCUGCGAAAAAAGGUGAAAACAAUGGUUUCAGAUCGUCACGCUUGGGAAUAGUUAAAUGGUUAUCAUUAUCAUUUUUUCCCCCCAUUCUUCCUUCUACUACCUUUGCACAGCGCCGCUUCUCGAAUUGUAAAUAUUAUGAUUAUGUGUAAUAAAAGCGAAAUACAUCAA